Molecule: messenger RNA, 869 nt
Organism: Megalops cyprinoides (Indo-Pacific tarpon)
Lineage: Eukaryota; Metazoa; Chordata; Actinopteri; Elopiformes; Megalopidae
Exons: 8
Coding region: 60-869 (269 amino acids)
Biological process (GO): signal transduction
Cellular component (GO): Golgi apparatus
Source: RefSeq, a predicted model, not a curated record
CAGGUUCAGGUGAGCGAAGCGGAACCUUUGCAGAAUUGGCUGGAAAGCGCUCGAAUUGAAUGGAUUUCACCCGGCCCAAAGCGGGCGGGUUGGAGACGGACAGGACCGCGCAGACGAUCCGUGACGGGGAGGGGGUCGUCAGCGGUCCUCAGGAUGGGGCGCGGGACGGCGGCGCAAGCGAUGGGUACAAACCUUCAGGCGUGUCAGACAAGACGGGCACUAGCUCCGAGCUGAAGACCUCUGGAGGAAUUGGUGACAAGACAGGGACACAGAAUAAGAGUGAUGUCAUCGGGAAAAAGAUGGAGCCUGCUUAUUCUUGUGAUAGCUCAUUGUCAUCCUCUGACAGUGAUGAUGAAGGAUACGUAAAGGAGAAAAAGAAGAAGAAAAAGAAGAAGAAGAAGAAACACAAGAAAAAGCCUAUGUCUGAUGGAAAAUGCAUGUUUCUGCAAGUGUGGAUGUGUGGGAAGACCAGUUGUGCAAUACCAGUUUACUCCUUGCCCUUUUCUCUUCUACAGGACUCCAGCUCCUCUUCCUCCUCCUCCUCCUCCUCCUCCUCUUCCUCCUCCUCUGACAGCUCGUCCUCUUCCUCAGACAGUGAGGAUGAGGAGAAGUAUGGAGAGAAGAAGAAGAAGAAAAAGAAAAAGAAGAAGGAGAUGAAGAAGAAGGAAGUAAAAGAUGGGCAGGAUGGCAUAUCUGAUAUUGUUAUAGGUGAGGGAGGCAUAGAAUUAAUAUCCCUUGAAGAUCUAAGCGGUGAAGAGAGAAAGAAAGAGAAGGCAAAGAAGAAGAAGAAGAAGAAGAAGAAGAAGGACUCUGGCUCAUCUUCCUCCUCUGAUAGCUCCUCCUCUUCUUCGGACAAGACAAACUGCUGA